Momordica charantia (bitter melon) is the source of this 2021-nucleotide messenger RNA. RefSeq names its product AT hook motif-containing protein. The record is from RefSeq and is a predicted model, not a curated record. NCBI's taxonomy places the organism in Eukaryota, Viridiplantae, Streptophyta, Magnoliopsida, Cucurbitales, Cucurbitaceae.
AAAAACUUCAUUUUUCUCUUCUACCUCAAUCUCAGUCCUCUCUCCCCCGUCUCAAUGGAAAAUCUCGAGCUUUCUCUCAUCAAUAUUUUUGCCCUAGCUUGGUUUUUCUCAUGAAUAAUCCUGGUGCGUCACUGAUUUCUUCUCUCAAUUUCGUUCGUGCUAGUCCAAAGCCAGGUUGACGAUAUCUAGUGACGAGUGGUGUCUAUAAAUGGAACAGGAGGUUCAAACAAGAUACUAAGAUCCUAGGCUAUGAUACCAAAUGAUAAGAAUCUCUUGGCAAAUUGAAGCAUCUUUGAAUAAUAACUGAUAAGGACCAACUUACAACCACCAAAAGUCCCUGCUCAAAAUGAGAUCUGCCCCAAGGGAAUAUUGAAGAAAACAGGUUACUUGAUAAUCAUUAGGGGGAGGGAAGUAAUCAGUUCUUCUGAACAAGCAACCAUUUGUUGGGAUUAAAGAGGAUGAGUCAGGCUGACCAAGGAAUCAGCUCUGAUAACUUGGUUGAUGUUCCCUUGAAGCGAAAACGUGGUCGCCCAAGAAAAUAUCCGAAGUUAAAUUAUGAUGAGAGCCUUCUUAUUGCAAAGAAUAGAGGUAAAAAACAUUUGGAGGCAAUUCCUAUUUCACCUGGUUCUGGAGUGAAUGGAAACCAAUCACAUCCAACAAUUCCAAUUCAAAGCCCAGCUGACGGUAUGCUGGGACAAGUUGUGUCUGGUGUCAUUGAGGCAGUAUUCGAAGCUGGAUAUCUGCUGUGUGUUAGGGUCGGCAACUCCGGAAUCACUUUGAGGGGUGUUGUCUUUAAGCCUGGGCACUAUGUUCCUGUUUCGGCUGAGAACGACGUAGCUCCAGAUGUUCAAAUGAUCCGAAGAAAUACAGUUCCUUUUGGUACCGGAAAUCAAACCCACCACCGGUCUAAAAAUGGAGAAGUCCCAUCCCAUGAUUCAUCAGGUGCCAAGCUGGGGUUCAUACAUACACCUUCGCAUUCGAACUGGGAUGCUUCAAAAGACAAAACUAUAUCGUCCAUAUUUGCCCAAAUUACCCCUUCAGGAAGCUCAAGAGGUAAUGUGAUCCCAGUUGUGCUACAACCUGCUAAAUCAACAAAUGGACCCUCAGUUGCGAAUGAAUCAUUUACAAUUCAAACUACUGAGGUGGAAUCCUCAAAAGGGAAAGAGGUUCUUGUAGGUACUUUUACCUCGAAUGAAUCAGCUCCCACCAACGUGACCAUUGGGAUUGAAAGCUUUCCUUUCCAACCCCAAACUAGCCAGCAGGUCCUACAAGAUGAUGCAUCAAUAGAAAAUAAUUCUCACAACCAAUCUUCGGUGGUGGAAGUGCAUGAUUCAGAAGCUAAAUCAAUGACAAUGCCUAGCACGCCUUUUGAGAAUCUUGUGACUGAAGUGAUCAAGAGAAUUCAAGCCCCCUCUCUGUCAGCUGAGAUCCAGACUGAGAAUAACAAAGAAACUGAAAAAUUGUCAGCUAAAGAAUGUGAAGAUAGCUCAGAGGUUGCAGCUAACAUUGUGGAUGGACCUUUGAUGAUUGAGCCCCUAAAAGCAGUGCAACCCCUUCCUGACAGUCCAGUGUCCAUUCCCAAAGCUCUGGAUGACGAGUCCAGAACUGGUAAAAUGACUGAGCUGUUACAGGUUUUGCAGGAAAACAUGAUGCAAAAUCCAGAGCCAUGGGCUGAAGUUCCGAACCCGGGUUUGAUGCUGAAGUCAGAUGAACCAGAGGAGUCGAAAACAGAGGUUGGGGAUGAAGAAGCUAGCAACCAAAACCAGAUCUGAGUAGAAAGUAAUAUUUUCGGUAUAGGGAAGGGGUAUCACAAGGUGUAGCUGUUUUCUGGAUGCUACCUCACGUCUAAUCUAACUUAGUGUAGUUGGAUGUUUCAUUAGAAAGUUAAUACAUUUUUCUAGUUGGGAUAUUUGGAUAUGGACAUUUUCUCCUUUGUGGGAGUAAGGUAGCUAAGAGCCUUAAAUUACAAGGUUUUUUUGGGCAGCUGGAUUCAAUAUGUGGAAAAAAAUUUCAUUGCCAAA